Drosophila rhopaloa is the source of this 1537-nucleotide messenger RNA. RefSeq names its product RNA polymerase-associated protein Rtf1 (gene tplus3a). The coding region runs from base 129 to 1478 and encodes 449 amino acids. The transcript has 3 exons. Gene Ontology annotation, molecular function: DNA binding; RNA polymerase II C-terminal domain phosphoserine binding. The record is from RefSeq and is a predicted model, not a curated record. Gene Ontology annotation, cellular component: Cdc73/Paf1 complex. Lineage: Eukaryota; Metazoa; Arthropoda; Insecta; Diptera; Drosophilidae.
AAACGUAAUGCUCCGAAAAAAAACUAAAAUAAACGUGGACGUCAUAUAUUCAACGGAGGCUUAUUCUUAAUCCGACUGUGCUACAGGACACUACCCCAGUUUUUGAAGUAUUAUUGAAGUUUUUGGAAAUGUCCACUAGCUCAAAAAGAUUCAGGAAAUGGGUUGUGGCAAACGUGGAGGACUUGGAAGAUGAAUCCUGUGAGGUCCCUGCAAAGGAGCCAGAAGUCGAGCAGUUUAAUGGGAACAUUAUGGGGAAUGCCAAGGACCGGAUACGUCUGAAGAACCUCUGCGAACUCGAUCGAUGUCUAAGGCGGGAGGACCUGGAGCGCAAGUCUAACAUACGAUGCCAGCUGGCCCAGAAUCGAUUGACAUCUCAGCAGGAGGAGGACUCGGGAACGAAAGAGGAUUCGCAGAUCAGGCGGCAGAACUUGGAUCACCAGCGGUCUGGAAACCAGAGGGUCAAUGAUUUCGAGGACUGUGUGGGACAGAUGGAUAACGGAAUGAACUGCCCUGUACCGCAGCCAAAAGAAAAUAAGCUGAGAACCACGGACCAGUACUCCGAUGAUUCCGUGCCCAGCAGUGGCAGUGGCAGAGAGAUCAUACCCCGGGUAAACCCGCAGGCAGAACCUGAGGAACUGCCUCGGGUGACCACCAGGGAGCAGUUGAGCCAGGCGGUGCUGACCCGAAACCAACUGGAGACUUUUCUGGACAAACCCAAUUUCGAGCAGACUGUAGUGGGAUGCUUUGUGCGGGUAAAUAUUUGCCUGGGAUCGGUGAACUUUGUGUACCAGAUCGAGAGCCUGCAUCAGGGCAGAUACAGCUACCAACUAGGCAGCAAAAGGAGCAAUCUCAUCUUGGGCUAUAAAUAUGGGACCGAAAAACGCUAUUCCCGCAUGGACGUGGUGUCCAACCAUCCGGUUACCGACGAGGAGUUCUUUCGGUGGAGCACAGUGAUCCCGCAGGAGAAGCCAACCCUUCUGCAUAUCGCCAAGAAGCAGAUGGACAUCGAAAGGGCCGCCGAGUAUUCGUUCCCCGAGGCGGAUGUGGAAAGGCUGGUGCAAACUGAGAGGAUGGGUAGUCUGAGGCACCGCGUCCAAGUCCCCAGUUCACCUCGCGAUGCCCAUGUGCCCACCGUUCACCGAUUAGAUUUAAUGGCACCUUCCUGCUCCAAGCAAUCCCUGCCGGAACGGACCUCGAAAUCGGAGGAACUCGACCCAGAGCAGUGUAUGCGGCGCAAAUAUAAGAAAAGUGCGGUCGUAAGUCGCUGUCAAGUGGCAGGCGAAACUGCGGAUUUGCAGGAGCUUGCUCAGAAACCAGAGCCCCCAAAAUCACCCAACGAGAGAGCCGAGAUGCAAGAUGUUCCGGAAUUAGAUCUGUAUUCCCUGCACAACUUCAAAGUUGACAUAGAUAUCUCAGGACUACUUCCCUUCUCGUCAAUUUUCCCUAAUGUCAAGUUUAGCAGCCCUUGGAAAGGAUAAGGAAACGCAUCUCUAAAUCUUAAUCUCUCAAUUAGGCAUUUAAUUCUGAAUUAAUAAUA